Molecule: messenger RNA, 1879 nt
Organism: Hemibagrus wyckioides
Lineage: Eukaryota; Metazoa; Chordata; Actinopteri; Siluriformes; Bagridae
Gene: eva1c
Product: eva-1 homolog C (C. elegans)
Exons: 8
Coding region: 467-1702 (411 amino acids)
Cellular component (GO): extracellular region
Molecular function (GO): carbohydrate binding; heparin binding
Source: RefSeq, a predicted model, not a curated record
CAACCAAAGUUAUGUUAGUAUUUUAAAGACUGGACCGUGUAUGGAGUUACUGGACCGUCGACGUGACGCUCAUAGCAGAACUGGACUCUGACGGAAAAGGCAUGAAAACCACCUGACUCGCCGGGAGACGACCUUUUCACGACACAUUUCACUUGUUGCGCACUUGUUAUUUUCUCCCUUUGGGACCGAGUUACUUUGAAACAUGGGUGUGUGUGUGUCAUCCGCGGAUGUUCUGCCUCCGAGCUCACGGUUUGUCUGAAUUUCUUCAUGAAACCAGCCAUAAAUGGCCUGCAGCUAAAACACCGGACAGCUGUGAAAGAAUGAAAGGCAUUAUCAGACAGGUCAGGCUAUUAGAAAAUCCCUGAGCUACGCGCAGCCGUGCUUUCCUUCUACUUUCUUUUCUAUUUCAUUCUUUUUUUGUAUUGGAAUUCCUGGAUGGUUUUUAAUGGAUCUUUAAUACGCACUGAUGAACAUGAACCUGAUCUCGGCGGAGUCUGUGAGCGGCUGGAGCUUUCACCUUCUCUACAGUGUCCUCCUCCUGUGGAGUGAGCAGAUGCACGGACUCUCCGACUUCUCAACUUAUUUAUUCAGGAUCAUCAUUAGUCACUCAACACAUGCCCGUGAUGGUGAGCUUCUGCUGCUUUCUUGCCCACGCCACUCCACCAUCUCUGUGCAGUCUGCAUUUUACAGGCCUCAUGCACCUCUCGCACAAUGCAAUGCACCUACAGCACUGCAGAAGAUGCUAUCAGAAUGCCAAGGCCGGAGAAACUGUCAAGUUUUGGUUAAUUACCGUCUGUUUGGCAGUGACCCCUGUCCUGGAACCACCAAACACCUUCAUGUGUCAUACAGCUGCAAACCCACGGAAAAUAAAAACAGAACAAAAUGUGAGGGUGAUCAAAUGCUGCUUCACUGUAAGUACCCAAAGCUGCUGAACAUCUACUCGGCUGUGUAUGGGCGAGAACUGGGAGAUAAAACAGUUUGUCUUACAGAGGAAGAGCAACCCCCUCCUUUUGAGUGCUUGUAUUACGGAGCCGUGGACACGGUAAAAAAAUUGUGCUAUGGAAAGCAGCGAUGUCAUUUUAUCGUUAAUGAUCAGCAAUUCAAAAAUCCCUGCAUGCCUGAAACAAAGAAGUACCUCAGGGUUGUCUACUCAUGCGUUCCAAAGAGUUUACUCAAAGAGGCUGACCCCAGCUUCUUCCAAACUACCACAGUUGCCCAAGAGAUCACCAAAACUGGGAAAUUUCCAGAUGUCAGAGAGUCCAGAUUGCCAGUUAAAAAUGGAAUCCUCGUGAGCAACUCUCUUAUGGCAUAUGGAUACAUUACAGAACAUCCUGAAAAGGCCGGCCUGCUCUUUGUCUCGAGUGUGUGUCUGGGACUAUUCCUUGUCAUGCUGGCAAUCUCUAUGAGGAUAACCUGCAGCAGGCAUCUUGAAGGAGCGAGCUGUUUAAACAAGAAGGCCGACACUGUGGAACCAAAAGAUGAAGAUGCUGAUGAUGAUGAAGACAGUGAUGGUGAAGAGUCCGAGCCAUUGAUGGACAGCUCAAUGAUGUCAGAGGUAGGCAGGAAAGUGUAUUGUUGGGAAGAGGCCAUGUACACGACUGAGGCGGCGGAACUGAUCGAGAGGCUGGAAAGACGAGAGAUGAUCAUCCAAGAGAUCCGGAUGAAUGCAUACCUCAAUGGCACUUCCUGCACUCUGCACUGAUACACACUGGCUAAAAUACAUGAAUACAGGUGAAGGUGCAGAAAUGAGAAUGUAGAAGGUUAUAUGAAUCCUCGGUUGGCUUGAUCACUGUGUGGUCAUUAAACAAACAGAUUUAUUACCUGCGCAUCUUCCACAAUUCAUUGUAUGCUUUUAUUAUUAAUACAAGAGUUAUUUAAU